Molecule: messenger RNA, 1488 nt
Organism: Parastagonospora nodorum SN15
Lineage: Eukaryota; Fungi; Ascomycota; Dothideomycetes; Pleosporales; Phaeosphaeriaceae
Exons: 1
Coding region: 1-1488 (495 amino acids)
Biological process (GO): tryptophanyl-tRNA aminoacylation
Cellular component (GO): cytoplasm
Molecular function (GO): tryptophan-tRNA ligase activity; ATP binding
Source: RefSeq, a predicted model, not a curated record
AUGACGGAACCAGAGCCGCCCUCCGUGGCCGCCCUCAGCCUCGCCGAAACUGCGACGCAGCCCGUGACCAAGGCGACGGAGCAGGAGAUCAACCCGUGGGACGUGCAAGCCGCUGUCGACGCCGACGGCAAUGUCCUCGAGUUCGAUUACGCUGCGAUAUCGCAAAAGUGGGCGACCAAACUCAUCGACGACGCGCUGCUGGAGCGGUUCGAGCGCGUCACAGGCCACAAGCCACAUCGCUGGUUACGGCGGCGUCUCUUCUUCUCCCACCGCGAUCUGGAGCAGAUACUGGACACAUAUGAGCGCGGCGAGGACUUCCUGCUGUACACUGGCCGUGGACCCAGCAGCGACGCCAUGCACAUUGGCCACACGAUCCCAUUCGAGUUCACAAAGUGGCUGCAGGAUGUCUUCGACGUGCCGCUGGUCAUCAUGCUGACAGACGACGAGAAGUUCCUGUUCAAGGAGAAGCUGAAACAAGAAGAGGUCUACGAGUUUGCACGACAAAACGCCAAGGACAUCAUCUCCGUGGGCUUCGAUGUCAAGAAGACAUUCAUGUACAUCGACUCGGAGUUCUUCACGUCGGGCCACAACAGGCACUUUAGCUUGAACACGACCGAGUUUGAGAAGCUCAUCACAAACAACCAAGUGCGCGGCGCAUUUGGCUUCCACGGUUCAACGAACAUCGGCAGCAACGCCUUCGCCGCGAAGCAGUGUGUAGCUGCCUUCGCAUCCUCCUACCCCUUCAUCUGGGGCGAGGAUGGCAAGUCCUAUAAGCGCUCCAAGAAGCUCUCCGCGAUACCCUGCCUCAUCCCCUGCGCCAUUGACCAAGACCCCUACUUCCGCCUCGUCCGCGAAAACUGCAGUCGCAUGGAACUCCCCUCGCCGAAGCCCGCACUCAUCCACUCCAAGUUCCUUACCGCGCUGCAGGGCGCAGGCGGCAAGAUGAGCGCCUCGAAUCCCAACUCGGCCAUCUUCAUGACCGAUACGGAGAAGCAGGUCAAGAAGAAGAUCAACAGCCACGCCUUCUCCGGCGGCCAAGAGACCAUGGAGCUACAUCGCGAGAAGGGCGGCAACCCAGACAUCGACGUUCCAUACCAGUAUCUCGCCUACUUUGAAGACGACGACGAGAAACUAUUGCGCCUCGCAGCCGAAUAUCGCGCCGGCACGCUUCUCACUGGCGACAUGAAGAAGGAGUGCAUCAACAUGAUGACCGCGUAUGUGCGGAAGUUUCAAGAAGCGCGCGCAAAUGUGACAGACGAGAUUCUCGAGGAGUUCCUCAGGCCUCGCAAGUUAGAAUGGAAGGGUAAUCUCAACCCGACAAAGAAAGAGGAUAAGAAAGAAGAGGCUGCAGAAGGUGCGGAGGGUGCGGCGAUGCUGGAUGCAGAUGGUAAACCCAUGACGAAGAACGCGAUGAAGAAAAUGCUCAAGAUGCAGGAGGUCGAGCGGAAGAAGAAGGAAAAGGAAGAAGCGGCAAAGGCCAAGCAGUGA